AUGAGAGAGCUUUUACACAACGUCGGCGGAGGCACCGCGGUGGCCCAAGUGCACGCCACCGACCGGGACAUUGGCCUCAACAGCGUCCUCUCCUACUACAUCACCCAAGGCAAUGAGGACCUGACCUUCCGCAUGGACCGCGUCACGGGGGAGAUCUCCACCCGUCCCUCACCGCCGGACCGCGAGCGCCAGAGCUCCUACCACUUGGUGGUCACCGUGGAGGACGAGGGCAACCCGUCCCUGUCCGCGACGACCACGGUUGUCGUCACGAUCCUGGACGAGAACGACAACGCUCCCGCCUUCCAGCAGCCGCUGUACGAGGUCACGCUGGACGAGGGCCCCGACACGCUCAACGCCACCCUCGUCACCGUCUGGGCCCGCGACCAGGACGAGGGGCCCAACGGCACCGUCGCCUACGCCAUCACCGAAGGCAACAUCCUGGGCACCUUCCACAUCGACAGCGCCACGGGGCAGAUCCGCACCGUGAAGGAGCUGGACUACGAGAUCAGCCACGGGCGAUACACCUUGAUCGUCACGGCCACAGACCAGUGCCCCCUCCUCUCACGCCGGCUGACGUCCACCACCACGGUGUUGGUAAACCUCAAUGACAUCAAUGACAACCAGCCCACCUUUCCGCGGCCCUACGAGGGACCCUUCGACAUCACGGAAGGGCAACCAGGCCCACGCGUGUGGACCUUCCUGGCCCACGAUGGAGACUCGGGGCCCAACGGGCAAGUGGAGUACAGCAUCAUCGCUGGGGACCCUCUUGAUCCUGGUGGGCGUGCGUGUGCUGGAUAUUAACGAUAACGACCCUGUGCU
Messenger RNA from Rhea pennata, 819 nucleotides. Its product is annotated as cadherin-23-like. The transcript is spliced from 6 exons. Gene Ontology annotation, molecular function: cadherin binding; calcium ion binding. Gene Ontology annotation, cellular component: catenin complex; plasma membrane. Lineage: Eukaryota; Metazoa; Chordata; Aves; Rheiformes; Rheidae. Gene Ontology annotation, biological process: homophilic cell-cell adhesion. The coding region runs from base 1 to 801 and encodes 266 amino acids. The record is from RefSeq and is a predicted model, not a curated record.